Molecule: messenger RNA, 5135 nt
Organism: Solanum verrucosum
Lineage: Eukaryota; Viridiplantae; Streptophyta; Magnoliopsida; Solanales; Solanaceae
Product: putative late blight resistance protein homolog R1A-4
Exons: 4
Coding region: 1-4827 (1608 amino acids)
Biological process (GO): defense response to other organism
Molecular function (GO): ADP binding
Source: RefSeq, a predicted model, not a curated record
AUGGCUCAAAAGUGUCGCGCAGUGAUAGGUGCCAUAGACUUUCUGAAGGGAAGACAUCUCGAUAUUAAUCAAUUGGACGAUGCUAGAACUCGACUAGUAUGUCUAUCUCAAUUUCUGGCAAAACUGGAGGAGGUUCAGCCUGAGAAUACAAUAUCCACACAACUAGGGGCCUUAUUUCAACAAGCUCGUGAUGGUUUUUCUGAGAUAUGUAAUCCCAUGACUAAAAGUUACACAAAGGCGCUGAAAAUAAUUAAACUGGAAGCUUCAAAGCCAUCAAUAUCAACUAGAAAAAUGAUAUUAGAGGUGCUGAAAAAACUUAGGCCCUGGGGUAUUUGUAGACGAAUCAGAAAAUCAAAUCCAUCAACGUCAUCUAGACAAAUAAUUACUAUGGAGAUGGUGACGUUUGUCAAUAUUUUGCUUGAUUAUGUACAGGAUCGUACCCCUGAGUUUUCCAAUUAUCUGCGACCUCUACAAGCCAUCUUCACAUUAACUGCAAGUUGGUGCAUUGAGCAUGAGAAUAUGCGGUAUUUCUUCAUCCAUGUUGAGAAUCUAGCUUAUACUGCACUAGAACUAUGUGUCCUAACGACGCACCCCCAUUAUGUGAACUCUGAGUGGCAGGAAUCGAUAAGUGUUUUCGAUUAUCAUUUUGGGCAGAUAGAUAAGAGCCUCUUGACAGCGUUAAAGUCAUCAAGAUCAGAGACUACAUUGAAGUCUGGAUGUAUGGUUGAUUGUGUUAAUGCUCUACGAGAGGAUCUGGAGGUGCAUCCAAGCCAUGUUAGAAUUCAGUCGCUCGAAGAAGGACUUCUUAACAUUUCUAAAUUUCUUCUCGAAUAUACAGGCACUCAACUCAGAAUAUUCAGUUCUCUUCAGUCACUUAUUGAAGUUCUGGUCUUUGAGGCAGCAUUUCUGAUCAACUCCUAUGAUGAGGAUCUUGUUUUUGUUUUGAAGCCGAGGCUUAGUCAUGUCAAUGUAGUAAUCGAACUGAUUCAACUACGUAACAGUCAAGCAAUCAUGACAGAUCUGAUUGACUAUGCUUUGGAAGAGCUGAUAGUCGUGACAACUUUUCUCAUGGAUUCAUUAGAGCAGUGCAAACAGCAACCUAAGAUAACUGAUCUUUUAACUCUUAUCCAAUCUGUGACUAACGAAGCAUGUUCAGCUAUUAAAAAUCUUUUAUAUAAUACAAGACAAGAAGACUUGGUCAUUGGUUCUUACUUAAAUUCCUCAAAGAAAUCAGCCUCUGGUCACGACAACAUGGAUUUAGUUAUGAUGGGGUUUCAUGAAUAUAUUAUUGACAAUCUGCUACUGAAGCUUGAAACUGAUUUGUCAUUUACAUCAGAUGAUGUUAAAAAGUUCUACGAUGGAUUGUUGCUCCUGUUAACAUAUCUUCUUGAUCCUCUAUCUCAGUGCAGUGGAUUUGGAACUACUGCAAUUGAGGCCGAAUCUGUGAAUAGCAACAAAAGUAGGAAGGGCAAUCUAGUUCUUCAGUUUUUGACUGAGGCUUUCAAGCUUAUCGAAUGUGAGAGAAGCUUUAUGGAUCUACUGAAGCACAAAGACACUUUGGAAGCUCACACUCUAGAUAUGAUUGAAAGUUCUCAUGAAGACCUUAUUUAUCUUAGAGUUCUUCUCAUAGGUGUUCUCAGCCAAAACACAGUCCUUAAUGAAUUCCAUGAUGUCUUAAUGCAUGCUAAAGUGACUGCCAACAAGAUGACACAAAUCAUCAAGGGAAGAAGCAUUGAGAAAAUUGGGCAUUUAUUAUCUGACAUUGAGUCUGUCAAUGUAGAGGUCAGAAAAGUAUGCUUUCAAUUUCUUGAUGCAUCACCUUACAACAUGACAGAUGGGGAAGGCCUUAUUAGAUUCUUAUCGAAACACCAGGACUGGCUGCUCAACUUUGAUGCUUGUUCAAUUCCUUUUCUGAAGAACCAGAUCCCAGUAAUCAAAGACAAACUAUUUUAUUUGGGUUCUUUUAUUGCAGAUAUUGUACAGCAUCGCAAGAUGCAUCAAGAGCUCAAAGAUCUUGUGAAACAUGUUCAACAUAUAAAGUUUGUCUGUCUCUUUCCCAUCAGGGAUAAUGCACCUUCUUGGUGUUACAGGCAAUAUCUCUCUGAUGUCAAGCAAUUGCUUAAGUUUGUCGAGACAAAGGUCGAAGCGAUUUGUCUCAAAGUUCCAGAUUCUUCAAGUCAUAGCUUCCCCAAGAUAAAUGAACUAGGAUCACUCUAUUGUUUCUUGGGAAAAUUGGAUGAGAUGCUAAGUUCUAAGAUCGAUUCAGUUAUCGACUUAAAACUUCAAAUUGGGUCAGUGAAGGAGGGUUUAUUGUGUCUAAGAACAUUGACUGAUCAUUUCCCAGAAAUCAACGAUGAGCAUGAUGAAGUUUAUAGUCUUAUAACAAGAGUUACUGCAAUGGCAUACGAGGCAGAGUAUGUCAUAGACUCGUGCUUGACCUAUUCUUAUCCACUCUGGUACAAAGUUCUUUGGAUUUCUGAAGCUGUUGAGAAUAUUAAGCUUGUAAAUGAAGUUGUUAGAGAAACAUGUGAAAGAAAGAAGAUAGACGUGAUGGUGCACAAAGUUAAAAAGACCUCAACGAAUCUUGUGCCGUCUUUAUCAGCUAAUAGUGAAGGAUCAAAUGAAGAAAUGGAGAGUUUCCAGGAGGCGAUGGACCAAAUGAAGAAGCAGCUACUCCAAGGUUCACGUCAGCUAGAUGUAAUCUCAUUGGUCGGCAUGCCGGGAAUCGGUAAGACUACUCUUGCCGAGAAGAUUUACAAUGAUCCAGUAAUCACCUCUUGGUUUGAUGUCCGUGCUCAGUGUCGCAUGACUCAAGCAUAUUCAUGGAGAGGUUUGUUGCUCUCCAUUUUGAGUGGUGUGCUUGAGCCUAUUGAUCGCAAUGAAAAGGAAGAUGGCGAAUUAGCUAAGGAGCUGCGUCAAUUCUUGUUGACCAAGAGAUUCUUAAUUCUCAUUGACGAUGUGUGGGAUGAUAAAGUGUGGGACAAUAUACAUAUGUGCUUCAAAGAUGCUCGGAAUGGGAGUAGAAUUAUUCUAACAACACGUCUGAGUAGCGUUGCCAAUUAUGCUAAAUGUGAAAGUGAACCUCAUCAUCUUCGCUUGUUCAGAGAUGAUGAGAGUUGGACAUUAUUACAGCAAGAGCUGUUUCAAGGGAAGAGUUGUCCGCCUGAAAUUGUUGAUGUGGGGUUUCGAAUAGCAAAAAUAUGUGGAGGGUUGCCUCUCUUCAUUGUAUUAGUUGCUGGUGUUCUCAAAGAGAAAAAGCUAAUAAAAGCAGAAUUGUGGAAGGAAAUAGAAGAAAGUCUAUGUUUGCUGAAUAUUGAUAGCUUGGAAGAGAGCAUGUCUAUAAUUGGAUUUAGUUACAGGAAUUUACCACAACAGCUGAAGCCUUGUUUUCUCUAUUUUGGAGGACUUUUAAAGGGGAAGGAUAUUCAUGUCUCAAAAUUGACUCGGUUAUGGGUAGCUGAGGGUUUUGUACAAGCAAAUGAUGAAAAAGGACUAGAAGAUGCUGCAGAAUGUCUCUUGGAAGAUCUUAUUAGUAGAAAUUUAGUCAUGGGCGUGGAGAAGAGACCCAAUGGAAAGCUCAAAACAUGUCGUGUUCAUGAUCUGUUGCAUAAGUUCUGCUUGGAGAAGUCCAAACAGGAGAAUUUCCUUCUUCAUAUCAAUGGAUUCACUGGAGAGGAUUCAUUUCCUGAAAUGUCUAUGGAUUACCGGUUGUUUGUUCAUUCUUCUGAGGAUCAGAUUGAUCUGUGGCAGCCAUCUCGCUCAAAUGUUCGCUCUUUGCUUUUCAAUGUGAUUGAUUCAGAUAACUUGUUAUGGCCGCAUGACAUCUCUUUCAUCUUUGACAGCUUCAAACUUGUUAAGGUGUUGGAUUUGGAAUCUGUCAACAUUGGUGGUACUUUUCCUAGUGAAAUACAAUUUCUAAUUCAUUUGAAGUAUUUUGCUGCUAAAACUGGUGGAAAUUCAAUUCCUUCAUGUAUAGCUAAUCUUUGGAAUCUCGAAACUUUUGUGAUAAGAGGAUUGGGAGGAGAGGUGAUACUACCUAGUUCACUUCUAAAGAUGGUUAAAAUAAGGAAUAUACAUGUAACUCAUCGUGCUUCAUUUAGUUUGCAUGAGAAUAUGGGUGAAUCACUUGCGGACUCUCAAUUAGAUAAUUUGGAAACCUUUUCCACUCCACAUUUCUCUUACGGUGAAGAUACAGAUAUGAUAUUGAGAAAGAUGCCAAAAUUGAGAAAGCUGAGUUGCAUAUUUUCGGGGACAUUUGGCUAUUCAGAGAAAGUGAAGGGAAGGUGUAUUCUCUAUCCCAGAUUAGAGUUUCUAUGUCAGCUUGAAUCCCUUAAGGUUGUCUCCAACAGCUAUCCAGGUAAACUUCCACAUGUCUUCAGUUUUCCCUCAAGACUUAGGGAAUUGACUCUGUCAAAGUUUCGUCUACCAUGGAGCCAAAUCUUGAGUAUUGGAGAACUUCCUAACUUGAAGAUUCUAAAGUUACUUCUCAGAACCUUUGAAGGGGAUGAAUGGGAAGUGAAAGAUUCAGAGUUCCGUGAACUCAAAUACUUAGAAUUGGAGAACCUCAACAUUGCACAGUGGUCUGUCUCCGAGGAUGCUUUCCCUAUUCUUGAACGUUUGGUUUUAACCAAAUGUAAGCGGCUUAAGAAAAUCCCUUCUCAUUUUGACGACGCUGUAUCAUUAAAAAGCAUUGAAGUAAACUGGUGCAGCUUGGGUGUUGCUAAUUCAGCCAAGGAAAUUCAAGCGUUUCAGCAUGAUGAAAUAGCAAAUGAUGCAUUCAAAGUUACUAUACAGCCGCCAGAUUGGGAUAGAAAUUCAUCUCCUUGACUCGUUAUCUGGCUUGAAAACAGAAGAUGGAGGAAGACCUCAGCUAGGUGGAUUUUCUGUUGAAGGAUCUUCAGCAAUAAGUGAAGUUUUCGAAUAAAUUUCAACUUAGUGAUUUGUGUAACUUGUAAUGAAUUUAUGAGCAAGAGCUCACGUCCUUACUCUAAAGUCUAAACUAUUGGAAAUGUGAAAUUAUUGUUAUCAGUGUGCUACAUUCUUUUUAGAUCAGUAUCUUGAAAAAUUGUCGUUAUCAGUGUACUAAAUUUCUUGAACUUGUAGAAUUGUGGGAUUUACUAUGCAUAAUCCUUAUU